Messenger RNA from Stegostoma tigrinum, 5228 nucleotides. Its product is annotated as zinc finger RNA-binding protein-like. Bases 98 to 3250 code for a protein of 1050 amino acids. Gene Ontology annotation, cellular component: precatalytic spliceosome. Lineage: Eukaryota; Metazoa; Chordata; Chondrichthyes; Orectolobiformes; Stegostomatidae. The record is from RefSeq and is a predicted model, not a curated record. Gene Ontology annotation, molecular function: zinc ion binding; single-stranded RNA binding; double-stranded RNA binding. The transcript is spliced from 21 exons.
CGUCGUCACCGCGCAGACGGUGGAUGUGUGCGCACAGGGAACGCGGAGUGGGGGGUAUCGGCGAGGUGAAAGGUCGCGGUCAGACGCAGGGAAGCUAAUGAUUCCUAUAUGUCCGAUAGUCUCCUUCGCUUACGUGCCCGGCCGGUUGGGCGAAGACGCCAAGAUGGCGGCGAGUAACUACUACGGAUUCGCGCAUGGCGGCGCUCAGUACAGUGCACAGCCUGCUGCUGGCAUUGCAUAUUCACAUCCAUCCACGCCAGCCAGUUACACUGUACAGCAAGCUCCACCGACAGCCCAUGCAGUCACUGCAGCAUAUGCUCCUGUGCCUGCUACACAAGCAGUGAGACCAGUGACCUCAGCAGCUUAUGGAAGCUAUCCAGCUGUGCAUUCUGUGACAGAUUACAACUAUGGGCAAAGACCACCAGAAACUACACCUCAACCGACACCGGCGACAACACAAAAUUAUCAGCAGUACUACGCACAAGGAGGAAAUUCGGACAAGACAGAGUGGGGUUGGAUGACAGACUUGAUCUAUGGUUCAUCUAAGGACAGUUACAGUUACACACGUUCCACAGCAGCAACGCCGAGUUACGAUAAACAGUACUAUCAACAACCUGUCUCAGCUGCUGCUCAACCUCAGCACACAGCCACAGAUUCUUACUACCAGACAAUAGCUCCUAAAACCAGUUUCAGCCAGUCUGGAACACCAUAUACGCAGUCUCAACAGUCAAGACAAGUUACUGCAAUAAAACCUGUAUCCACUCCAAUCCCGGUUACAACCAGCUUUACAGUGUAUCCGGUGGUAACAACAGUACAACCAACUGCACAACCUACUGCAGCAGUAGCCACAGCUGCUGUAUCGUAUACACAGACACCCACGUACAAUACAACACCAGUCAGUUAUUCAGGGUCAAAUUACUCUGGAUAUGAAGCUGCUGUGUACUCUGCUGCUACUUCAUACUAUCAACAACCACAGAAGCCCUCAGCCACUACUUGGACCAGCACUGGGACUGGAACAGGAACCAGUACCAAUACAGGAAGCACUUUCAUCAAAAAAACAACUUUCCAGAACAAACAGCAAAAACCGAAGCCACCGCCUAAACAACCUCAACUACACUAUUGUGAUGUCUGUAAAAUUAGCUGUGCUGGCCCGCAGACUUAUAGGGAACAUUUGGAAGGCCAAAAGCACAAGAAGAAAGAAGCAGCUUUAAAAGGUGGAAGUCAGACUACCAGUGGACCACGUGGUGCCCAGGGCCAACUACGGUGUGAGCUGUGUGAUGUAUCAUGCACAGGUGCAGAUGCCUAUGCUGCACAUAUCCGAGGUGCCAAACACCAAAAGGUUGUUAAAUUGCAUACCAAAUUGGGUAAGCCAAUUCCUUCAACAGAGCCAGUUGUGGUAAAUUCAACAUCAGCUACUGUGAAUAAGACAGUGAGCAGUGUCACGACCACAGCCACAGUACCAGCACCAAUCCAGAUGCCUCCCAAGUCAGCUGCUGCCUUCACUAACAAUACAAGCAAGCCACCUGCAUUAAUAGUGAAGAAACCUGUCACACCUAAAAUAACGUUCAUUGGAGGAAACAAAUUACAGACGAUGGGAAACAAAAUGGAAGAAGUUAAAGUCCCAAAUGCUAAGCCAGAGCCCCAGAUGCAGGAAUUCAAGCCCGAGCAGACCGCAGCACCAGUGCCAGCUUCCACUAUCCCAGCGCAGCUUCAGAACGAUGUCCAGCCUGUAGGCCACGAUUAUGUAGAAGAGGUCCGGAACGAUGAAGGAAAAGUGAUUCGAUUUCACUGUAAGCUUUGUGAAUGUAGUUUCAAUGAUCCUAAUGCAAAGGAUAUGCAUUUAAAAGGUCGUAGGCAUAGGCUGCAAUACAAGAAAAAAGUGAAUCCAGACCUUCAGGUUGAAAUAAAACCAAGUAUCCGAGCCAGGAAAAUCCAUGAGGAGAAGAUGAGAAAACAAAUGCAGAAGGAGGAAUACUGGAGAAGGAGAGAGGAGGAGGAGCGUUGGCGAAUGGAAAUGAGGCGGUAUGAAGAAGAGAUGUACUGGAGGAGAGUGGAGGAAGAACACAUUUAUUGGGAGGAGCAACGUCGCAGAUUAACACCUGACUGGCACCCACCACCGCUCAUGGGAAGAUUGGGCAUGCCGCAAGCACCUACACCCUUGCCUCCCCGCCGCCCUGAUUCCUCAGAUGACCGUUACAUCAUGACAAAACAUGCUAGCAUUUAUCCCACCGAGGAAGAAUUACAGGCCGUGCAGAGGAUUGUCUCUCAAACAGAGCGGGCUCUCAAACUUGUGUCAGAUGUUAUUUCUGACCAAGAAGGUCUUAAAGACGGAGAAAAUAAAGAGAAGGGGAAAGGUGACCUUGGAGCACGUGUGCUGAAAGGGGUCAUGCGUGUUGGUGUGCUGGCAAAAGGAUUACUUCUCCGUGGUGACAGGAAUGUUAACCUUAUUCUUCUCUCUGCCCACAAACCCACAAAAACCCUUCUGGAAAAAAUUUCAGCAAACCUGCCUAAACAACUCCUGACUGUAACGGAAGAGUCUUAUGAAUUGAAAACUUGCUCCAGCGAGUCUUGUAUCUUCCUUUCUACAUGUAAAGAGCCAAAGAUGCAGGUCAAAAUUUCACUGACAUCCCCUGUCAUGCGAGAAGACCUUGUGAAGGAUAAAGAUGCAACUUCUGCCCCAGUGCAAGAUCCAUCAGAUGUACUGAACAAGCAAAAAUGCCUUGAGGGUCUGGCUGCACUUCGUCAUGCCAAGUGGUUCCAGGCUCGAGCUAAUGGCUUACAGUCUUGCGUAAUUAUCAUACGAAUCCUGCGUGAUCUGUGCCAGCGAGUACCAACGUGGGGUGCCUUACCAGAUUGGGCUAUGGAAUUGCUUGUGGAGAAAGCCAUCAGCAGUUCUUCAGGCCCUCUGAGCCCUGGUGAUGCAAUGCGAAGGGUAUUUGAAGCUGUUGCCUCUGGAGUUCUCCUUCCGGAUGGCCCUGGACUUUUGGAUCCUUGUGAAAAAGACCACUCAGAUGCCCUGUCCUGCAUGAGCCAUCAGCAACGAGAAGAUAUUACAGCUAGUGCACAGCACGCUUUGAGGUUGUUAGCAUUUCGGCAGAUUCACAAAGUUCUUGGGAUGGAUCCACUACCCCAACCAAAGCCUCGGUUUAAUAUGAGAAACCGCAAACGGAGACGGGACACCAGCGAGACAGCAGAAGGGGAAGGGGAAGAAAAGAAAGACAAAAAGGACAGUGAUGCAGGAGACGUCUAGACUUGUUCUUAGUGAUGCUAAAUUUUGAAGAUUUCAAUUUUUUUAUAUAAGUUGCUGUUUAGUCUGAGACAUUUGCAAUUUGUGUUUUACUUGAAUAACAAUGUACUGUAGAUUUGUUUUAAACUGUGCUUAAUGAGUAUUAAAUUGCAUCAUUCCAUACAGAUCAUGUUGCCCAUGGCAACAGCUCCUCUUCUUCCUCCCACUGUCCUAUGCCCCUUUCCCCAGGAAAUAAAACCUUUACUAAGUGAAUUGACCCAGUCUGGAAACCCAUCUUUCUUGAGAUUUCAAAUCCAAAGUUGAUUCUACUUCCCUGGCUGGGGUGAGACUGCUUUCUGUCAUAAACUGAGUAUAAUUGGUAAGAGAUUUUAAUUGUGUUCCACUGAAACACGAAUCAUUUUACCAGGCAGCCAACAAUUAAGUAUUGGAUGUUAGAUGUCCCCUUUUUGCAUUGGGAACUAAUUUUACAGUUCUCUGAAACAUAACUGAAUGCAGGUAUCCCAAACAAAGUACCUAUAUAAGUUUUCGCUAUAUACUAUGUGAGCAUGUUGCAACCAUAGGGACCUUUAUAAACUAAAUAAAGCUUGUGCAGACAUCAGAAAUGCAGCAUUUGGGUGUGAUUGGUGUAUGUCAAAUUUGUAACAAAUAGUCUAUUUAGAAAGUUGGACAGCUAUUCACUGUGAUCAUGGAGUCUGGAAUGCAUGCCACACGUGCACUAUAAUGCUGUUUACUGGCUCACGUGCGGUUUUGAUGAGAGCAGAGAGGCAGGUUCGCAACUUUAGAAAUUGUUUUAGGAAAGAUUGAUUUGACUGGCUGACCACCUAAUGGCUCUUCUGCAUCAUUUGAAGUUGCCUGUUUUCAAUAAGUUCCACUUUUUAAUGGUGACAAAAAUUGGCUCAUCCCCAACUGCAUCCUUUCAUUUUUCUGGAAUAGGUCAAGAGGAAGUGUGAUUUGAAUCAAUUCUGAAUUGUUUCCAUGUAGCCCAGCUGAGCAAAGAAAAUUUCUCAACUACUGAAAACUUCUGCAUGAAUUUCUUCAGUAGUGAUCAUCACCCAUGUGUUUCGUGAGAUACCUUUUGAAGUUCUGGAUUCUUUGUUAUUUCCAAAGCCCUUAUUAUCCAGUUUUCCAAAACCCAUUGUCCUGUUGCAAACUAGAAUGAAAAUGGAUUGAUCUAGAUUAAUGCCCAUAGAAAAGAUUCAGUUCACUACUGACCAGUUCACCAGAUGUUUGCUGGUUCAUUUUUUAAAUGUAUCAAUCAUCUAUCUGUAAAAUAUGCUGAUAAUCUGAUUUGAAGGCAAACUUCUGAGAAUUUAAUCUCCAGUUUUAAAAGUAGCUUCUGUCAAUUGGGCUUCCUAAAUUAGAUGGAAUCAAUAAAAUGGAAAUGUACAUAGGCCCACAUAGGGGAGUUGAGGUGGGAGGGUCACCUUAGCUAAAGUCCUUUUGUUUUUUUUAAAGGAGUACCUUAGUUCAUUGAGUUAUUGUAAAACUCAGUUUCUCUUGUGGCAUCUCUCAGUUUUCUUACUCUAUUGUUCCAACAACUGGUUGGGUGCUGAAUUGUGUGUUGUGAAAUGUGGGUGAUAUCACGACUCAAGACAGCUUGUACCCCAAAAUUGCCCGACACUUAUUAGUAUAAAAUCCCUUCUAAUGUGCAUAAAAUGUACAGUUAAACUGGUUACACUAUUCACAUUUGUAUAGGUAGGAAAUGCCUCUCUCACUGUAAGCAUACCUGAUAACGGUUUCACCUACUGAAGUGUUAUUUCUAUUGAAAUGUGGCUUUGUCCUCAGCUCUGUGGUAUUUAAAAACGUGUAUUCAACUUUUGUCAGCUGUGUAUUACAAUACUGAACCAGCAUAAAAGUGCUAAUGGAAAAGAAAGCAGUGUAGAGGAUCUCUUUGUAAUUGGAUCCUUUUUAUGCUUUGAGAUAGCUGUUGAUACACUGCAACUCUGAAGAUAAAUGGGAAAUAAAAUCCUUCCUGAAUGAC